AUGUCUCGCUACAGCUCAGGACGUCUCUCUAGCCCUUAUCUCCCCGACCUGCCCUGCGGCUUCCUCGUGGAUGCAGGCCGCUACGAAAUCCUCAACCGCAUCGGGUCCGGAAGCUUCGGCGUCGUCUACCGCGCGCUGGAGCGGGUCCCAGGCAGCGACGAAACCAUCGUCCGUGCGAUCAAGGUCAUGCCCUUCCUCCACACCGGCGGCCCGUACGGCGCAAACGCGAAGGAAGCGAAGGAGCGAGCGGUCGCGACGAUGCAAGACCGGGAGAUGUCCCUGCACGAGCGCGCGUCGGGGCACCCGAACGUGGUCACGCUCCGGCGGUGCAUGUACAGCGACAAGUACGCGUACAUCGUCAUGGACUACGUCUCUGGGGGAAACCUGCGGCACGCGGUGCGCGAACGGAUGUGCCUCGCGGACCGGCCGGUGGAAGUGAAGCGCAUCAUGCUCCAAAUCAUCGACGCCGUCGCGGCGUGCCACGAGAAGGGGAUCUACCACGGGGACCUGAAGCCGUCGAACAUCUUGACGGACCUAUUGAUGACGCAAAUGUUUCUCGCGGACUUCGGGAUGGCGUCGGACAUCCGGGAGAGCAAGGAGUUCAGACACGGAACGUAUCGCUAUAUCUGUCCAGGCAAGUGGUUGUCAGCAGUGGAAUCACAGCAGUAUCAAGACGCUCACACCUCGCCAUGUCCGACAGAGGGCCUGGGCUACCCGGCUUUGUCUUUUGAUCGACAACAAAACGACAUCUGGGCGCUCGGUAUCAUCUUGCUCGAGCUCGUUUGCGGCUGCACCAUGUGGGAGGAAGCCACCACCGCACACGCGACCUUCCGCCAGUUCAUCCGCAACCCAAUGUCCCUCCGGCGGACGUUCCCCCUCUCCCCUGCGUGCGUCAGCCUGCUGGCACGCGUGCUCGCGGUGGACCCCGCCGAGCGCCUCUCGCUCGCUGAGUUCCGCACGGCGCUCUGCGAGGUCCCCUCGUUCUGGAUACAGGAGUGGGAGCUGUGCGCCAUGGGCGACAGGACGGUCCGAGUCCUCGAGCAAGGGCUGUAG
This is a messenger RNA of Epithele typhae, 1053 nucleotides long. Its product is annotated as kinase-like domain-containing protein. Gene Ontology annotation, cellular component: cytoplasm. Bases 1 to 1053 code for a protein of 350 amino acids. Gene Ontology annotation, molecular function: protein serine/threonine kinase activity; ATP binding. Gene Ontology annotation, biological process: peptidyl-serine phosphorylation; autophagy. Lineage: Eukaryota; Fungi; Basidiomycota; Agaricomycetes; Polyporales; Epitheliaceae. The record is from RefSeq and is a predicted model, not a curated record. The transcript has 2 exons.